This is a messenger RNA of Racocetra persica, 150 nucleotides long. The record is from the annotation of a GenBank genome assembly. Lineage: Eukaryota; Fungi; Glomeromycota; Glomeromycetes; Diversisporales; Gigasporaceae.
AUAACUUUGGUCUGGGAUGAUAAAGAAAUUGUUGUUCCAGUUGAGUUUCGAAAAUUAGCCAAGGUGCCGUUAGACAAGGAACGAGUUAAGAGCAACUGUAUACAAUCUUGGAAUUUAACGAUGAAAGAGGGAAUGUUCGAAAAAGGCUAG